Molecule: messenger RNA, 4735 nt
Organism: Pseudoliparis swirei
Lineage: Eukaryota; Metazoa; Chordata; Actinopteri; Perciformes; Liparidae
Product: IgGFc-binding protein-like
Exons: 12
Coding region: 122-4207 (1361 amino acids)
Source: RefSeq, a predicted model, not a curated record
UUUACUGCACGUGACAAAAAGACUCAAUUGAGGUUUACAACAUUCUAAAUAACCAAAAGUUAGAAAGAUAAAAUGUAGUAUUUGUUCCUUUUUAGGUGUUAGGUCCCCUCCACUGACAAACAUGGGUUUGUUUGUCGCAAUCUUUUCAGCUCUUCUCCUGAGUGGAGUUUGUAGAGGAGGACCGACUACUUUAAUACCACAGUCAAGUACCUGCUGGGUCAUCGGCGCCCUCUACUCCACCUUUGAUAACCAUCAGUACGACUUUAUGGGUAACUGCACCUAUAUCCUGGCCAAGAACUGCCAUGUUGAUGACACCCUCCCGGCCUUUGAGGUGGUGUCCAAGAACAUGAACGAGGGAACCGUCCGGUUCCCGACAGUGGACACCGUCACUCUUAAUGUUCACAACAUCACCAUCGAUAUAGUUCGCUUUGAGUUUGGUAUCGUCCGGGUGAAUUAUCAAAAAUGGAAUCUCCCGAUGAACCUGAACAACGGCCAGGUGAAGUUGUUCCAGAGAGGUCUGUACGUCAUCUUGGAGACCGACUUUGGACUGACCCUGCAGUACGACUGGAACGAGUACAUUGCCGUCUCAGUGCCCGGCAGUUUUGCCGGGAGCGUGUGCGGCCUGUGUGGCAACUUCAACAACAAAGAGGAAGAUGAUCUCACCACUCCCAGUGGCUCCGUGGCCAGCAGCGUGGUAGCGCUGGCAAAGAGCUGGAAGGUUCCCGGCGCUGUAGACGAUGCCAGUUGCCAAGAUGGGUGUGGUGACGAGUGUCAAAACUGUCCUCUCACCGAAGUUCAGAAAAUAGAGAACCAAAUCUUAUGUCAAGCCCUCCCAAAGAAUUUUGUAGAAUUUCUGGGCUGCCAACCUGUCAAUGACUUCACCAUCUUUCAAAUCAACUGCAUGCUCGACCUCUGUCGAGGUGAAACUAUGAACAUGUUUCUCUGCAACACUCUUCAAGGCUACGCGAACAUCUGUCAGAGGUCUGGGGCCAAAUGUCUCGACUGGAGGACUCAGACUCAAUGCCCUACACCCAAGUGCCAAGAAAACAGCCGCUAUGAGUUCUGUUGGAGUGGCUGUCAUGCCACAUGCGCAGACCCCAACCCUCCCGCAAAAUGCAACGCCACCUGUUUGGAGACGUGUGUCUGUAAUGACGGCUUCAUACUCAGUGGCAACGCGUGUGUCCCCAAAGCUCAGUGCGGCUGCAUGUAUGAGGGCCACUAUGUGAAAGCCGGAACCUCCUUCUGGGGCAGUGAGAGCUGCACCCAACGCUACACGUGCUCCGCUGGUGGAAGUUUGUCUUCCAAUCAGACGAGAUGUCCCGUCGGGCAGCAAUGCCAAGUGGUGGAAGGGAUCAGAGGAUGCUAUCCUCUCGCCACGUGUAUGGUGUCCGGUGACCCACACUUUGUGACCUUUGAUGGGGAGCGCUACAACUUCCAGGGCACUUGUGCGUACGAGAUGGCUAGCGUCUCCUCCAAUCAAACCAACCUGGAACAAUUUAGCAUUGUGUUGCAGAAUACUGGUCAAGAUAAGAAGAUUGGGUCCGCUGUCCAGCUGGUAGAGGUGAAAGUGGACGGGUACACCAUCACCCUCAGCAAAGAGCUCCCUGGUGCUGUUUUGGUAAAUGGCGAGCACUCCAACCUCCCUUUGACUCUGAGCAGCAAUAAACUCCAUCUUUACCCGAGCGGCUGGUUUGCUGUGAUCGAGAUGGACUCCGGCGUGAAGGUGUACUACGACUGGAACAGUGUCGCAAUCGUCACCGUUCCCGCUGCGUACGCGGGCGCGAUGCAAGGUCUUUGUGGCAACUACAACCUGAACCCCAAAGACGACAUGCAGAUGAGAGAUGGGAAACAAGCCACCACUUCUGAGGAGUUCGGUCAAAGCUGGAAAGUCGGCACAAUCCAGGGCUGCGUAAACGGCUGCAGUGGCCCCUGCCCCGGCUGCAACGCCACUCAGAAAGAAACCUACAACACUAAGAGUUACUGUGGCCUCAUCAGCGACCCUGCAGGCCCGUUCAGAGACUGCCACGCCGUGGUCGGCCCGGCAGGUUUCCUCGACGACUGCGUGUAUGAUGUCUGUCUUUACCAGGGCAGCAGGAACAUGCAGUGCAAGACUUUGACCGCCUACACAGCCGCCUGCCAACUGAAAGGUGCCACAGUUUACAUCUGGAGAUCAGCUCUGUUUUGUGAUGUGCCGUGUCCAUCAAAUAGCCGUUACGAGCUGUGUGGCAACGACUGUCUCACGACAUGUCAGAAAGACCCAAACUGUGGAGCUCCGUGCAUGGAGGCAUGUGUCUGUGACGAGGGUUACCUGCUGAGUGGAGAUCAAUGUUUACCUGCUGACCAGUGUGGCUGCACAUUUGAGGGGAAAUACUACCACCACGGACAGGUCUUCUACCCUGAUGCCCUUUGCCAGAAGGAAUGCACCUGUAACGGCACAGUGCAGUGUAAGCAGUCCUCUUGUGGCUCAAAUGAGAAGUGCGAGAUGAAGAAUAAUGUGCGGUCAUGUCAGCCUUUGAGAAACGGAUUUUGCUCCAUCUCCGGAGAUCCACAUUACAACACCUUUGACAACACCACCUAUGACUUCCAAGGCACCUGCACCUACAUCGCCGCUCAAAGCUGCCACCUUAGCGGCACGAAGCUGCCCGAGUUCUCUGUGUCGGUGGAGAAUGAGAAGUGGUAUGCUCUGUCCGACAAGCCCACGGUGUCGGUGACCAAACUGGUAGCGGUAGAAGUUUACGGAAUGGUUUUGAUCCUUCGCAAUAAUGAAAUUAAUAUGGUUUGGGUAAAUGGAGUCCUAUAUCGACUUCCACUGAACCUCCACAACGGAGCAGUGAUAGUGUCUCAGGAGGGGGCAUUUGAUGUCAUUGCUACCGACUUUGGACUGAGGGUCGCGUACGAUCUGGUCUACCACGUCACGAUCACUGUCCCGGGAAACUACAACAGCAGAACCUGUGGUCUGUGCGGCAAUUUUAACGAUGACAAAGCAGAUGAGUUCCAGCUGCCAGAUGGCAACGUGACGAAGGACUUCCAGGCAUUUGGAGAGGCGUGGAAGGUGGCCGUGCCUGGGGCGGUCUGUAGCGAUGGGUGCAGUGGCGACCAGUGCCCCAAAUGUGAAGAGUCUGUGGAAGCCCUGAUAAAGGAAAAAUGCUCAAUAAUCACCGCUAUCAAAGGUCCAUUUGCCGCUUGCCACGAUGUGAUUAAUCCCACCUCCUACUUCAGAGAUUGUGUCUUUGACACUUGCAUUUCCAAAAACAACGAAAGCGUGCUGUGUCACAGUGUCACUGCAUACGUGUCAGACUGCCAGGCCUUUGGCGUAAAGAUUCAGAACUGGAGAAGUACUUCUAUCUGCCCUUUUAAAUGUGGUGCUGGCAGCCAUUAUGACAUCUGUGCAGUGCCGUGUACCACUCCAUGUCCUGGUCUCAGUGACCUGGUGACAUGCGCAACAACUUGUGCGGAGGGCUGUGUCUGCGAUCAAGGCUUCCUCUACAAUGGAACUGGCUGCGUGCCUUCUGACCAGUGCAGCUGCUACUACAAUGGCCGCAGUUACAAGGUUGGAGAAUCCAUUAUAACUGAUGACUGUCACAGGAUAAACACCUGCCAGGCCUCUGGAGUAGUUCUGUCCCAAAACAUGUCAUGUGACCCCAACGAGAGAUGCCUGGUCAAGGAAGGCGUGAUGGGCUGCCAAGUUCAGCAUUGCCUUCUGACGGCCAAUGGGGAACUCACUAAAUUUAAUGGGGAAAGUGGUACCAUUACAGUGCCAGGAUCCUAUGAGUUUAUCAAGAACUGUGACGUCUCCCCGACAACCCCCUGGUUCAGGGUGGUGGGGAAGCUUGAGACUUGCACUCCUGGUGUGAACACCAUUUUAGCUGUGUAUGUGUUCUUAAAAGAAGGGAUGAUCACAGUGGACAGCAAACAUCACGUCUGGAUAAAUGGAAGAGCGUUGACUCAAACCACUUUCUCCCAGGACAGUAUGCGCGUGGUGGUCUCUGACAAUACAGUGACAAUUAACGGCACUUCCAGCUUUCAGGUGUCUUUUAGUUCAACGAAUGAAAUCACCAUCAAUGUCGGUGUCACAGCAGCUGGCGUGGUAUGUGGGGCAUGUGGAACCUUCAAACCUGCGGACACAAACCAAGUAAUCCCUUAUCCCGUGCCGCAACUGAACAUCGGGCAAUGGACAGCUCCAGAUUUCCCCGAAUGUGAUUUGUAAAUUUCAGUCCUGCCAGCUUCUCAUCAACGGCAUUGAUCAACAUCAGACUGACAUCAUCAUUGAUUCAUGAAAUCAUUUGUAUAGAGAAUACAACAAUGUGGGGGCCCAUUACGACACCAACACAUAUACAUACAUGUCUCCCUUUGUAUUUGUUACAUCUCUCACAGUGAUAUAUUCUAUUUUGAUAAUAAAGGAUUUAUCAAAUAAUGAACCAAAUGUGUCAAUAUACAUUUAGAACAAAUGUAAACAAUGUGGUGGGUACAGCAUUGCAGUCAUUCAUAGAAAAGACAUUUUGAUUUGACUGCUUCAUUGUUUUGUGGGUGUUGAGAAGAUGAUCUGUCACUCGCAAUUACGAAAAUAAAUACAUUUCUCCCAUGUAUUAAUUAAUGUGUUGAAUCACUAUACUUCCGAUUGUAACUAUUAAUGAAUAAUUUCUCCUUUCUUUCCUUCAUGGUUUUCCUAACGUUAGAUGUUUACUGCAUGAAAAAUCACUGUUAAUCUUAGAGAAAUAAACUAUUUCCUACAGCU